Ilex paraguariensis (yerba mate) is the source of this 1273-nucleotide messenger RNA. The record is from the annotation of a GenBank genome assembly. Lineage: Eukaryota; Viridiplantae; Streptophyta; Magnoliopsida; Aquifoliales; Aquifoliaceae.
AGAGAAGUUGCGGUACCUUCCCCCAUCCCUUGGCGAUCAAAGUCGGGGAGGAUGGAAAUGAGAGAAGAAGUAAUUUCUGUUAAACCCCCUUCACAUACUAGGCCUCUCUCUGUUGGCCAAUUUGAUCUUGAGAAUCUCAAAUCGCGGUCAUUCCCGUGCCCAAAACCUUCUGAAUCUAGUUCCAUGUCUGCAUCACUGAAGAAACCCUCACAUUCUAUUUCCCCAGAAUUGCCCAACUCAAGAAAGAAGAAUUUUGAGGAAUCUUCCAUGAGAGAUUCAAAUUCACCAUUAUCACCAAGAAAUGGUGAAGCAUCAUUCCUUUCUUCAAAGAAAAGGGAAUUUAGCAUUGGGUCUUCCUCAGAGAUGAAUGUGCGGAGGAGUUCCAUAGAUGACUUGAAGAGAGAUUUAAGUAAUUGUAAAAGGGAGGAUCCACUGGGGAGAGAAAAGCAGGAUAUGGAUUCAUUGGCCUCGGAAGUGAAAUCCUCAACCCUUGUCAAAGGUUUGUCAAGGGGAAAAUCGGUUAGAACAAUUAGAUCGAGUAAGCAAUUUGUUGAAACAAAGGAAAAGGCAGAGGGUUAUUCAAAUCAAAGAGAUGACAAAUUUGGAAUGAAGUGGGAUCAAAUUGAAGUAACCUCAAUGGAAAAUCCAGGAAGGAGAGAGAGACCUGAAAAUCUUCCAGUUCACUAUAGAAAACAUAAGAUUGAUCAUCUCUGUCAUAUUCCAAACUCCACAUUUUACCUGUAUCAGAAUGGAGAAAAGCAAGACACUGCUGACAGUGUAGUGGAGGCCAAAGAGGACUCAGAGUCGGAGAGUGAGUUGGACAACUUUCAUGUGAGUUCAGAAUCUUCAGAUGAAGAAGAAGCUCAAUAUGACAGUGAGGACGAUGCUGAACUUGAAACCAGUGAGGUUGAUCGGAAAGCUGGCGAGUUUAUAGCCAAGUUUAGAGAGCAAAUUAAGCUUCAGAAAACUGCAUCAAUGGAAAGAUACCCUGAUUGGUAGAUGCUCAACAAGUUAAAUUACAAAUUUCUGAUAUGCAAAAGAAUUCAAUAUAUAGAGAUGAUAUGAAGUUGAUUUGUUAUUCCAUCUUCCUUUUGUUUUCUGUUUGCAUCCCUCACUGUAAAUUUAGCUCAAAUUUUCAUCUAACCUGGGCAUUGGUGUAGAUUUGUAGUGCAUGAGAAUAGGAAAUUUAUUGCAGAAACAGUGUGUUUCUGUUGCUACCUUUCUCAGUUUUGCCCAACAUUCUUGCUUGCUUGUGCACAUACAUACAAUGAAG